GAAAUCUAUCCACCAUACUUGCUUAGAUUUCCUCUGCAGAUUUCAUUAUCCAACAUGGCUCCUCGCAAACUCACCUUUUAGAUACUCUCACUGCCUUCAAAACACACCCAUCUGUCCUUAUUUAUUUUAAUCACCAAAAGAUAUACAAAUAUGCUUGCUGCAGACAUGGCUGCUACUAGUGGUGCUGUCCUAAAUGGAUUGGGAUCUUCCUUCUUGUGUGGAGGGAGGAGAACUCAGGCCUUGUUGGCUUUUGGAGGAAAUAGAUUGGCAAGUGGUGCAGUUGUUGGUUCAAGGAAGUUGUUAGUUAUGGCUGCUGCUGCUGCUGCUAAACCAAAGAAGUCUUGGAUCCCUGCUGUUAAACGUGGUGGCAACUUCAUUGAUCCUGAGUGGCUCGAUGGCUCGCUCCCAGGUGACUAUGGAUUCGACCCACUAGGCCUAGGCAAGGACCCGGCCUUCCUGAAAUGGUACAGAGAAGCAGAGCUCAUCCAUGGCCGGUGGGCGAUGGCUGCAGUGGUGGGAAUCUUUGUAGGGCAAGCAUGGAGUGGCAUCCCAUGGUUCGAGGCUGGUGCUGAUCCUGGUGCUAUUGCACCCUUUUCCUUCGGCUCUCUCCUGGGCACUCAGCUUCUGCUUAUGGGAUGGGUGGAAAGCAAGAGAUGGGUGGAUUUCUUCAACCCAGAUUCACAGACUGUAGAAUGGGCAACUCCAUGGUCAAGAACAGCAGAGAACUUUGCCAAUGCCACUGGGGAACAAGGAUACCCAGGAGGCAAAUUCUUUGAUCCGUUAGGAUUUGCAGGGACUAUAAAGAAUGGAGUUUACAUUCCUGAUGUGGAGAAGCUUGAUAGACUUAAACUUGCAGAGAUUAAGCAUGCUAGGCUUGCCAUGGUUGCUAUGUUGAUCUUCUACUUUGAGGCUGGUCAGGGAAAGACUCCUCUUGGAGCUCUUGGUUUGUAAAAUUUAUAAGAGAAAACUAUAUCAAUUAUGAAUGUAGAUAUAGUGUUUAAUUUGGAUGAAAAGAGGAAGAAAAUGUUAUCUGAGAGUCAUGACUUCCCUCAGUGAUAAAUUCAACAUUCUUUUUGCUUUGGCUUGGA
This is a messenger RNA of Hevea brasiliensis (rubber tree), 1088 nucleotides long. Its product is annotated as chlorophyll a-b binding protein CP24 10A, chloroplastic. Bases 151 to 951 code for a protein of 266 amino acids. Gene Ontology annotation, cellular component: membrane. The record is from RefSeq and is a predicted model, not a curated record. Lineage: Eukaryota; Viridiplantae; Streptophyta; Magnoliopsida; Malpighiales; Euphorbiaceae. The transcript is spliced from 2 exons. Gene Ontology annotation, biological process: response to light stimulus; photosynthesis, light harvesting in photosystem I.